Closterium sp. NIES-67 is the source of this 4029-nucleotide messenger RNA. The record is from the annotation of a GenBank genome assembly. NCBI's taxonomy places the organism in Eukaryota, Viridiplantae, Streptophyta, Zygnematophyceae, Desmidiales, Closteriaceae.
CAGUCACCGCCUCGCGUGACGCUUUCUAACGGGCGACACGCGGUUUCCGCAAUGAGUCCGCUUGCCUACGGCAGCCAGCGCGACAGCUGCCAGAUCCGAGUCGUCCCCACGUUCCACGCCGUGCUUUUGAGUCGACUCAAAAGCGUUCCACGCCGUGAAUCGCGCGCAGCGUGGAUCGCAGGGCCCGAUUGGUAACGCCUUAGAGCAAAAAUACAGACGAGAGUGGUUUAUUUUCUCGGUACUGGCGCAGGUGUGCGUCUUGGUCCAUGGCGGCACAGCCGAGAGUUUCUUCUAUCAGAAGUCUCGGAACCCGCGAUUUUUUUCGUGGGUUGUGAACUUUUCUCUAUCGAGGUGCUGAGAGCCAGAAGCCGCUAUCGCACGGUUGGUCGCACGCUUCGUCGCACGAUUGGUCGCACAGGCUGUUCGCGCAGGCUGUCGUGCUCUCCGUCGCUCCGAGAAGCCUAAUAAUUUACGAGCUUUUGUUAACGGCUGCUGUGUCGACGGCCUCUCGCUCAACGAAGUUACGGAAGUUGCACACACGGACUGGAUAGAACAAAACCAGGCUGUCUAAUUCAACUACAGGUGCCCAAUCACUUGGAACGUUUGCCGACCAGCUAGGGGUUCCCGGUGUUGCACUACAGAGAGGCGUCCUUUGAGGGGGACAGCUGUACGAGGGAGCAAGGCGCGAGGGAGAAUGGGACCGGCGGUCAUUGGGAGUCUCAGAUCUAGGCCGUCCGCAAUGGCGAGAUCAGCGGUUAGGAUGCCACGGAUGGUGCCUCUAGCGCUAUCACUACCGUCAGUUGCGUCGUCUUUGCCCUCGUUACAGUCACCACGCACUUCCACGAACAAGGAGCUACAAUGUGUGAUAAAAAAGAAGAAAUGUCAGAAGAAAGCAAGCAAACAUAGUGUCAGUCAUGGCACUGUAACGAGUGGCACCCUCGCGUUUGUCACCUUGCUGCUGAUGUCAGCAACCUCUACUCUAGCACUGGCAUCAUCUGCGUCUGUGCAAGCAGCAGCUGCAGCAUCAUCAGCACCAGCAGCACCAGCAGCACCAGCAGCACCAGCAGCAGCACCAGCAGCACCAGCAGCACCAGCAGCAGCACCAGCAGCAGCAGCAACGCCCUCCUCUGCACCUGUGCGGGAACCAGCAGCACCAGCCCCGCCAGCAGCGCCAGCAGCAGUAGCAGCGGCAACGCCCUCCUCUGCAUCUGCUCCUCGCCCACCGUCCUUCCCUGCUGCUGCCGUCACCGCCACUGCUGCUGUGGGAGGCGCUGCUGCCCUCAAUGCUGCAGCCGCAGCCAACCAAUCAGACGCUAUCCCGGACCCAAUAGUCCGCCCGCCCCCCACCGACCCCUUCCUGCUGCACCCCCUGCCUCCCCCAAUCCGCGGGGCCAUCGUGCCUGCCCCUCCCGCACCCUGCUUCGGCGUGAUGGUCGCUUACGUGGUGGAGAGCAUCAUUGACAUUCCGUCUGUGUGGAACGGGAGUGUGAAGCCGUAUGGCUUCAAGUCAAAGAUUGAGCUACUGAAUGCGGGCAAGAGAGACCUGGUGGGGUGGGAGGUGAGGGUGGAGUUCACCCGCAACGAGCUCAUCACUCUGCUGGGCAAUGCACAAGUGGAAUUCGAACUGCCGUACCCAGGCUCCGCUCUCCUCUUUUCCAGCAUUGAGGAUCAGAGCGACCGACUCAUCACUGCGAUCCAUGCGGGCGGCGACGUUCGGCAGUAUGUGGUGUUUGCUGAGCUGUUUGGGACGGAGUUUGGGGCGGCAACUGCCAGCAAGGCGCUUCCGCGCACGCUCUACCUCACCACGCCUGGUUUCCAGUGUGCGUCCAACCGACCGCAGUUCCCAUCUCCCAACAGAAUUCAGGUCUGUUGCAAAGAGACCGCCUACCCGCCUCCACCUCCCCCCAGCCCACUUCCGCACCUCCCCCCCAUCGUUCCGGCAUUGAUGGUCCAGAUCGACAUCACAGCAGCAAGCGAUCUGGACCAUCAGAUGCUCGUCACGAUCCGCAACCUGCAGGCAGACCGGCGCGUCGGGCCCCCGAGGAAUGACCCCUGGGCGGUCAGCUGGCGAUGGACCCAGAAUGAGGCAGACCGGCGUGUCGGGCCCCCAAGGAAUGACCCCUGGGCGCUCAGCUGGCGACGGACGCAGAACGAGAUUGUGUGGGAGGCGUCUGGGGCACAGGCUACGCAACAGGGCAAUUGCCAGCAAUCCACCUCUGCAGCAGUCUACGGCGGGGGGAUCGCCAGCGCCCACUCCUGCUCGCCCCGCCCCACCUUUGUGGACCUCCCAGGGAGUGCUUAUUACUCGGAGAGUGGGAGGGACUUGGGGGCGACCCUGGGAGUGACGCUCUCCUGCUGCAAGAAUGGGUCCAUUGGGCUGCCCGCGUUUCCCUAUGGCGACCCUGCUCUCACACAGUACCUGGGCAACACCUCACUGGCGCAGUUUCGUCUGCGCAUCGGUCGAGCACGCCAGUUCAAGUCCAUACCCGGCAUCGCCCCGCCCCGCAACCUCUCUCUGGGCCUCCCAGGGAUAGUCUGCUCUGCUGCCAUUCGCAUCGACCCCUCCCAGUUCCCGGUCAACCCGUCCCGCAACCUAUCAGCGGUUGCCACGUGGCGCUACUCCUGCUACCGCGACCCCUCCUCCCCACCCCCCCGCCCGGCGUGCUGCGUGUCCUUCUCUGCUGCCUUCAACGCCACUGGCUCCCCCCAGGGCAGCUGGGGGAGCAUCCCCUUUGGGAUCAGCCGCAGCAGCAGCAAGGGGGGCGGCAGCGGGCAGUUCUACGUGGCUCCCUGCAAGAGCUGUGCCUGUGGCUGUCCAGGAGCGGCAGGAGAGGCUGCCACUGCUACUACCACCUCUUCCUCCUCCGCCUCCUCGUCUUCCUCUUCUUCCUCCUCUUUGCUCUCCUCCGUUCCGCCCACGUCUCCUUUCCCCCCUCCAUCACUUUUGAGCCUCCUCGCUCCUCUGUCUGCUGCUAAGAAUGGGACUGCUACUAACAGUACCAAUCGCCACGUGGGGCUGCGUGAUUGGCCCAUGUGUGCUGCACCUGACACACUCUUUGAUACGAUUGGAGGGAGGGGGGAUGUGGUCCCUUCCAAGAAGCUUCCUGGCUGGUACGAGGAAGACAGGGAUUUUAUUUCUGCCCGGUGUCGCGACAACUGCCCGAUUCACAUCCACUGGCAUGUCAUGGACGUGUUUGACGACGGAUGGGUCGCCAAGCUGAGCAUCAUCAACCGCGGCAACAGCAGCAUUUCUGAUUGGAUUGCUGCGGUCACCCUCUCUUCCCUCGCCAACACCUCUGCCGUCUACUCAUUCGCGUCUGCCAACAUCUCUGCCACCUCCCGUCUGCUCUACGGCUUCACAGGAAGCAACAGCUGGUUGGAGGGCACGCUGCCUUCCCUCAAGGGCAAGACCUUUGGCAACGUGCAGAGCGUUUUCAAGUUCGGCCUACUCCCAGGUCUCAAUCUAACUGCAGCAGACGGAAAGAACCUCUUCCCCUCACUCAUCUCCUUUGACGGCUACUCCUGCUCCAUGCCAGACCACUUCCCUCUCUACCCUCCGCCUCAGCCCCCUGCCACGGCCAUUCCCGCGCGCUAUAUCGCGGUGAUUAUAGCAGUAUGCCUGGCUGCCAUACUCAUGUUUGGUGUGCGAUUCUAGGCUCAGGUAUGCCUCUAGUAGACUCGUGUGUACCCCCAACCACAGCCAUUCCCACGCGCUACAUUACUGUCAUAGUGUGUCUGGCUGCUUUCUUAUGUGUGGCAUUCGCUUCUAGCUUGUUCUUGGAGACAAUUACCUUAGCCUUUCAAGUACCAGUAUUGUCUGCCUUAGCCACACAACCUCCCAGCACGGAAGGACAAUCCCUGUGAUAACCGCAGUGUGCCAGGCAGCUCUGCUAAAGUUCGGUGUGCAAUUCUGGAGUGUGGUAAGAGACUCAUGUAUUUUUACCUCACCUGCUCCUAGUGGGUAACUGAUCAAUUUGUGGCAAAAGAAGGCAGACUAACAUCAGUUUCUACUAAAGCAAGGCUCUACUA